AUGAUGAAAAGAUCAAUGCAUAUAUCUUAUUCUAUUGAUAUUACAAAUGAAGAAAUUGUAACUAAUAUUAUUAAAAAUAAGUUAGAUAAAGAAAUUGAAUCUGAACAAGAAUUAAUAUUAAGUUUAACAAAAGCAAUUUAUAAUAUUCAAAAUAUU
Molecule: messenger RNA, 156 nt
Organism: Cetraspora pellucida
Lineage: Eukaryota; Fungi; Glomeromycota; Glomeromycetes; Diversisporales; Gigasporaceae
Source: the annotation of a GenBank genome assembly